This is a messenger RNA of Yamadazyma jaroonii, 2253 nucleotides long. The record is from the annotation of a GenBank genome assembly. Lineage: Eukaryota; Fungi; Ascomycota; Pichiomycetes; Serinales; Debaryomycetaceae.
AUGUUAAAUAAGUCUGUGAAAAAGGUAUUUCAUCGCAUCACUUAUUCAUCUAGACCAUCAGCAUCUCCAUCGUCGAAUUAUAGCACACUACUAUUUCAUAAAGUGUCAUUUUCCCCUGAUCUGAGCAUGUCUUCUGAUGAUUUUAAUGAUUCUUUUGGUGCAACUUUGAAACCUUUAACUCCCAAUAAAAAGAUAAGUCUGAGUCCUCCUGGAACAGUUAAAGACUCCCCAUCCAAAGCAGAAAGAAUCCUUUCAAUACUACGGUCAGAUCAGUUCAGUUCAUUCAAUGAAAAGGAAAACCUCGUACCUCAUGAUUUAACUGACGGAGUUAAUCAUGUCACUCAUAAACAAAUAGAAUUAAUAGAAUCAAGCCCAUCAAUAGUAAGACAUCAACUCACAGAUAGAGAUGUCAAUAUCAUAGAGUCUUCUCCCGUUGCUAGUCCGGUGAAAAUAUCCCCUAUUCGUCCUUCUAACUUCAUUCCACAAUUUAAGAAAAGAUUAGGUUCUCCAGUUUCCAAAACGUCUAAGAGACAAUUUUCCACUUCAAAUAAUGAUUAUUCUUUAUUUCUUGCCACACAGAAACCAACGACACCUCAGCCAGAGAAAGGGUUCAAACCUGUUCCAAAAAGUGUCAAAGCCUUAAUACUAUCAGCAGAACAAGAAGCAGUGUUAAAAAUGGUCAUGGAAGGUACUUCAUUGUUCUACACUGGUUCAGCUGGUACUGGUAAAUCGGUGUUAUUGAGAGCUAUCAUCAAAAGCUUGAAAAAUAAAUAUUCCAAAGGAAAAGUCGCCGUUACUGCAUCAACUGGUUUAGCUGCAUGUAAUAUUGGAGGUAUCACCGUCCAUAACUUUGCUGGUGUAGGUUUAGCUCAAGGCUCGAUGAAUACGCUUUUGAAGAAAAUCAGAAAGAAUCGUAAAGCUUUAAACAGAUGGAGGGACAUCAAGGUAUUAGUUAUUGAUGAAAUUUCAAUGAUUGACGGUAAAUUCUUCAACAUUUUAAACCAAUUAGCUCAAACAUUACGCCGAAAUAAUGAACCUUUCGGUGGUAUCCAGUUAGUCGUUUGUGGGGAUUUCUUUCAAUUACCUCCUGUUUCGAAAACUGUGUCAGUGGAAGGAGAGGUGGUAGAGAAGGAAGAGGCCAUGUUCGCUUUCGAAAGUAAGAGUUGGGAAGAUGCCAUUGAGGAAACGAUCAUAUUGAAAGAAGUUUUCCGUCAAAAGGGAGACCAAAAAUUCAUCGAUAUGUUAAACGAUAUGAGGACCGGUAAGGUCAGCGAAGAAACCGACAAGGAAUUCAAGAAACUUACCAGAUCAUUAUCCAAAGUGGAUGGUAUAGAACCAGCUGAAUUGUUUUGUACUAGAUGGGAAGUCGACUAUGCUAACAACAAGAGAUUGAAGAGACUAACCGGACAAACUAAAGUUUAUACAUCUGAAGAUUCUGGUUCACUUCCAGCUGAAAAUCGUCAAACCAUCUUGAACAAUAUUUUAGCUCCUCAAAAGCUUUUUCUCAGAAAAGAUGCCCAGGUCAUGUGUAUCAAGAAUUUCGAUGAGACUUUGGUUAACGGAUCGUUGGGUCAGGUUAUAGGCUUCAUGAACAGAGAUACAUAUAUGCAUUAUGAACUCAUGAAGGAGAAUCCUGAAUUAUCCUCAGAAGAGAUCGCAGCUUUAGCAGAAAGUAAGAAGAAAGAAAAAGGUGAAGAUUUGAAGAUUGAAGAUUCCAAUGAUGAGAUUUUGACCGAUUCCAUUUUCGAUUUCUUAAAGGAUGUGCCAGUAUCAGCCGAUGCUCAUGGUGAAAAUAUCGAAAGAAAGAAAGAUUUACUCGAAAAAUUACAUAGUUCCACAAAUGUCGAAAGGAACAAGUAUCCAUUAGUUCGGUUCUUAUUACCUGAUGGUGUCAAUACCAGAGAAGUAUUGGUCGAACCUGAACUGUGGAAUAUUGAAGAUGAAAAUAUGAAUGUUUUGGCUAAAAGAGUUCAACUCCCAUUAAUACUCGCGUGGUCUUUAUCAAUCCAUAAAUCCCAAGGUCAAACUUUACCCAAAGUCAAAGUGGAUUUGAGAAGAGUUUUUGAAAACGGACAGGCUUAUGUUGCGUUAUCGAGAGCAACUUCAAGAGAAGGGUUACAAGUAUUACAUUUCGAUAGAUAUAAGAUCAAGACUCAUCCAAAAGUGAUUCAAUUCUAUAAAUCAUUGAGUUCGGCAGGAGAAGCUAAGAAGAAAGGACAACAGAAAUUGAAUUUCAAAUUUGCUGUUGCAUAG